Messenger RNA from Mauremys mutica (yellowpond turtle), 4538 nucleotides. RefSeq names its product twinkle mtDNA helicase (gene TWNK). Gene Ontology annotation, molecular function: ATP binding; single-stranded DNA binding; 5'-3' DNA helicase activity. The coding region runs from base 68 to 2059 and encodes 663 amino acids. The transcript is spliced from 5 exons. NCBI's taxonomy places the organism in Eukaryota, Metazoa, Chordata, Testudines, Geoemydidae. Gene Ontology annotation, cellular component: mitochondrion. Gene Ontology annotation, biological process: mitochondrial DNA replication. The record is from RefSeq and is a predicted model, not a curated record.
UGGCGGCUGCAGGGGGAGCCAGGUGACCUUGCGGCGCCCUGUGCGGGAAGCUGGCACCGGUGGGGUGAUGGGGGCCCCCCCCUGCAGAGCCCCCCUGCGCCUGCUGCCUGCGCUCGCCUGCUGGGCAAGGGGCCGGGGAGCCCCGCUGGGCCCGGGGACCCUGGCUGGCCCCUCCCGGCGGCACUACAAGAAGGAGACGCUCCCUGCCUCCGAGGGCCCCAUCCCGCCCGUGACCGUCACCGAGAUCCGCCAGUACCUGCGAGCCCAGGGCAUCCCCUUCCACGACGGCUACAGCUGCCUGCACGCGCCCAGCCUCUUCGUGGAGGGGCCGGGGGAGCAGCAGCCCCCCGCCGGCAGCGCCCGCUACAGCCUCUUCAUCGACAAGACCACGGGCAGCUUUGUGUGCACAGCCACCCUGGCCGAGGGCACUUGGCAGGACUUCCAGGCUAGCGUGGAGCUGAAGCACAAAGGAGUCCCUCAUGCUGGCCUGGAGCAGCUUGACGGGGUGGACCAGGCAGGGGAGGACGCCCGCCAUAUCUGGGACCGGGCGCUGCCACUCGGGGAGCUGCUGGACGAGGAGGAGACUCGGACGGCCAAGGCCAUGUUCGGCAUCUCCAAGGUGUCGGACGCCACCCUGAAACGCUUCGGGGUGCGCUACCUGCGGACUGCCCGCACCCUGGUCUUCCCCUGGUUCAGCCCCCGCGGCACCGGCCUGAAGGGCCUGAAGCUGCUGGGGGCCGAGUGCCAGGGGCAGGCGGUGCUUUACGUGGAGAACACUCUCCCCCGGCCCAGCGCCUAUCACAACCUCUUCGGGCUGCCCCUGAUCGGCCGCAGAGACACAGAGGUGGUGCUGACAGGCCGGGAGCUGGACACCCUGGCCCUGUACCAGGCUACUGGCUUGCCCAGCUUGGCCCUACCCCGUGGGGCUACCUGCCUGCCCCCGGCCCUGCUUCCCUAUCUAGAGCAGUUCAAGCGCAUCACCUUGUGGCUGGGUGAAGACCUCCGCUCCUGGGAGGCCGCCAAGCUCUUUGCCCGCAAACUGAACCCCAAACGCUGCUCCCUGGUGCGACCCGGCGACCAGCAGCCCCGGCCCCUGGAGGCUUUCACCCGCGGUAUGAACCUCUCCAAGAUCCUCCGCUCCGCCCUGCCUGCUGGGCACAAGUCCAUCAUCUCCUUCCGCCAGCUGCGGGACGAGGUCUUCGGGGAGCUGUCCAACGUGGAGCAGGUGGCCGGGGUCAAGUGGGCCCGCUUCCCUGAGCUGAACAAACUCCUCAAGGGCCACCGGAAAGGGGAGCUCACCGUCUUCACAGGCCCCACGGGCAGUGGGAAGACGACCUUUAUCAGCGAGUAUGCCCUGGACCUCUGCAUGCAGGGGGUGAACACCCUGUGGGGAAGCUUUGAGAUUAACAACGUGCGCCUGGCCAAGAUCAUGCUGACCCAGUUUGCGGUGAGGCGGCUGGAGGAGCAGCUGGACCAGUUCGACGAGUGGGCAGACAAGUUCGAGGACCUGCCGCUCUACUUCAUGACCUUCCACGGGCACCAGAGCAUCAAGACGGUGAUUGAGACCAUGCUGCACGCGGUGUACAUGUAUGAUAUCAGCCACGUGGUCAUUGACAAUCUCCAGUUCAUGAUGGGGCAGGAGCAGCUCACUGUGGACAGGCUUGCCGUCCAAGACUACAUUGUGGGCGCCUUCCGGAAGUUUGCAACGGACAACAGUUGUCAUGUGAGCCUGGUCAUCCACCCUCGGAAGGAGGACGAAGAGCGAGAGCUUCAGACGGCCUCUAUAUUUGGGUCUGCGAAGGCCAGCCAGGAGGCCGACAACGUGCUGAUCCUCCAGGACAGGAAGCUGGUGACGGGGCCAGGGAAGCGGUACCUGCAGGUGUCAAAGAACCGCUUUGAUGGGGACGUGGGGGUCUUCCCGCUGGAGUUCAGCAAAGCCUCCCUCACCUUCUCCACCCCCGUCAAGGGGAAGGCCCGGCUGAAGAAAGUGAAAGAUGACAAUGGAGCGCCGCCGAAGCAGGCUCCAGCUGGAGGCAGCGGGGCCGCUAAGAAGCAGUGACCCAGCCCAUGGCAUGGGCUGCUCUGGUGCAAUCCCUUCCCCGGGGCACUCCUCAGCCAGUGUUCAUACCAGCCCUGAGGAGAAGGGGGCUGGUGCCAGGUGCUGGGGCAGGGGAGAUGGGGACACAGCACUGCCAGUCUCAAUUGGAAACUCUCACAGCCAAGGGGUGUUCCCUGUGCGGCUGCCAAGCGGGCCUGGCCAGGCCUGGGUUAGCUGCAGGCUCCUUGCCCCUCGGGGUGGGAACCUCGGUCAGGUUGCGUUGGGGGAGGAGGAACCGCACACCUACCUCUGCGUUACAGUCAGACGAUAAGCUAUAAACGGGCUCUUGUUUUAGAGCCUGCCAGGGGCCCACGACACCCCGGCUGACGGAUACAGGCUGGCGCACAGGGGGAGUCCUGUGGGUUAUGCCCCCGUCCGUUCACUUAGCACAGGUCCCGUCGGUUUGUCCUGGGGAGCCGUAUGUCCGGACGCUGGGGUGCUGAGUCGGUGGAGCCUUCGGGCUGGAUGUCCGGUUGCCAGACCCUCUCUCCUUGCUCUCGUCGCUGGAGUAUUUCAGCCAAUGGGGGUAAAUCCUGACCCCAGACCCUGGAACCGAGCAGGACACGGUGCGGGUCACAAGCCAGUGUGAGUUUGCCAGGGGCUUCUCCACUCAGUCCCUACUGCACGUCUGGUCUGUGUCGUAGAACUGCUGCUGAAUUAGCUCCGCUUGUCUCAGGAGACCUCCCUCCCUUCACUCCAGGGCCGGGCUGGUGGGUUCUGCAGGCCAGUCUGGAAGGGCACCAGCAGAACUGGGCAAGUCCUGGGGCUGGGAGAGCAGUGACUGCAGAUCAGGAGUGAGGGACACCGGUAGAGCUGUGCAGGGCAGGUCCCAGGGCUGAGAUAGCAGGGGGCUGCGGGUCGGGAUUGAGGGGCACCGGCAGAGCUCUGCAGGGCUGGGCUAGCAGGGGGCUGCGGGUCGGGAUUGAGGGGCACCGGCAGAGCUGGGAGGGGCUGUAUGUGAUGAGUGAGGUGCACAGCCAGAGCUGUGGGUUGAGGGAUACACAGCUCCAGCCUGCACUGUCCCCCUCACUUCCACACGCCCUGGGAGAAGGCAGGAGGGGAAGGCGAGUGCAGGGGGGAAGCAGAGUGGCUCAUGGCAGUGAAGCAGAAGUGACACAGUUGAUGGCACUUGUUCCUGCCUGGCGGGUAAUCACCAGCCCUGUUCGGUAGCGUCUGAGUGGAGAUUGUGAAGUCCCUGCAUGGCAGGUCAGGAGCCGGGGCGCCCCACCACCAUGACACCAGCGUCAUACAGUUGUCACCGCUGGAGCCUGCGGGCUGCACCUGCUUUGCGUACACAAUUAUUUUAAAAUAGCGGGAGGCCCAAGCCAGCAAUGUGCCGAGAGCUCUUCGUUGCCAUCGACGGUGUCUGAGCUCACGGGGCCAGGACCCCUUGUUACGAUUCCCUCAGCUUUGAAUUGCCCCACAACCUGGGGGAGAACAGGCCUGUGUGAAUGCACCAGCAAUAAACUCCCAGCUGUUCAGCUCUGCCCUGGCCCUGCAGCAGAGCACGCUGUGGUGACCUCUGCUCCGCUCAGCUGGCUCGGGGAUUCCAGCCCUCGCUGCCCCAGCAGCGCUGGGUUUCUUUGAAGGUCAAAUAAUGCUGCUUGUGUCUGAGGUGGAUCCCAGAGUGGGGCAGUGUGAGGGAAAUGGAGCCCCCCAGUGCAUGGGAUGGGGGGGUUUCUGAGAGAGUUUUAUAAACCAUGGUCCCAAAAGACUUUUCAGAGGGCAGUCUGGAUUUAUUCCCUCCUUCCCCAGGAUUGGGAACCCUUGUGCUGGUGCGUGGGAACCGGACCCUGAAUCUAACGUCACUCUCAGCUGACUGAAGCUCAGAAGGCAAAGGGAAUCCAUCAUGCAAAAUAAAUUAGGGUUUUAUAAAUCCCUCUGGCUAGGCCUGGCCGUGCUGGCUGGAUUCUAAUGUGACGGUGAUUAUGAAAUGGUUUGCAGAGUUCUCCCUGUAUGGCCGUCUGCAAUCCCACGGCUGCGUAGGAAGGCAGACUCCGGGGGGGAGUCGUUUUCAGUGUCGAAUGCUGAAUACUGUGAUUUGGGGUCCCAUUGCACUGGGAGGGGAAAACCUCCACAGUGCUGGCUCUCUGCAAUAAUUUUGUACACACGAGGGUGUGAAAAAGAUCAUGUUGAUCAGAUAUUUUGUCUACAGCUUGUAAUAUGAUUAAAAACAAAGGUGGGUUUUUCAGUGCUGCUUUGUCCACAAGGUGUCAAUCUGCGUUCGACUUGAAUCUUCUCCUUCUUUUCGAAAGGAAAACUUGAUGGAACUUUCCUCAAAUUCCCAGGCUCGCGGGCAGUUCCUCUGUGUAGCACUAAGCGCUUUGAUUUUACGCUGAGCUCAGAAAUCUCCAUUCCUCAGGCUCUGGCUGCUGGCUGAGCCAGCGCUUUGAGAGCGUGGGUUUGCUUUACCUUUGAAUGACCCUUUGAAAUUCACGCA